CUAUAAGACACAGUAUCAGCGCAUAUUAAUCAAUCAAUCAACCAACAAACCAACAGAUCGAGACACUUACACAGAAUCUCGCAUUGAGUCGUAUCAAGAAUCAGGCCAAAAUGACGACUCCAGUUUGGUUCAUUACCGGAAGCUCCAACGGCCUUGGCCUGCUUCUCAGCUUGCGAGUCUUGAAAGCAGGACACAGAGUCAUUGCAACUGUCCGAGACACAACAAGAUCAGCCGAUGCUAUCCGCCAAAUCGAAGAAGCUGGCGGAAAGAUCGUCACCAUUGAUCUGACUGAAUCCAAGGCUAGCAUUACCAAGAAAGUCCAAGAUGCAGAGAAGGCUUACGGGAGGAUCGACUUUCUGGUGAAUAACGCUGGAUACUCCGUCUUGGGAGGCAUCGAGCUCUUUACGGAGGCCGAGGCCGAACAUCAGAUCCAGACAAAUUUAUUUGGUCCUCUCUACACCAUUCAAGCUGCCCUCCCCGGAAUGAGAAGCCGGGGUUCCGGUACCAUCAUCAACAUUAGCAGUAUCGCCGGCCAAGAUGCUCAGCCCAGCUGCGGCCUCUACAGUGCCAGCAAGUUCGCUCUCGAAGGUCUAAGCGAGAGUCUGUCAAAGGAGGUCAAAGAGUUCGGUAUCAAUGUUUUGCUGGUUGAGCCCGGUGCGUUCCGUACAAAUUUCCUCGAAGCCAGCAUCAAGAGCAAUAUUUCUGGCGAAACGGCAUAUCAAGGAACGUUGUUGGAAGCAACACUCCAGAAGUUUGAGAAAGCAGCUGGAAAGCAACCUGGAGAUCCAAACAAGGCAGUGGACAUCAUCUUCGAGGUGGCCACUGGCGAGGGAGCGGCAGGUGAUUUGAAGGGAAAGGUUCUGAGAUUGCCAUUGGGCAAAGACUGCUUUGCUCGUCUGAAGACCAAGCUUGAGUUUCUUCAACAUGAUAUUGAAGCAACAAGAGAGAUUGGUAUCACGACUGACUUAGACGAGAAGUAGACUAGCAUAGCUCAAAUCAUAAGGUGGUCAACCAAGACGCUACAAAAAGACCAAUAUUUAUCACGACUACACACUAUCAAUAAUUUGC
Molecule: messenger RNA, 1068 nt
Organism: Fusarium oxysporum Fo47
Lineage: Eukaryota; Fungi; Ascomycota; Sordariomycetes; Hypocreales; Nectriaceae
Exons: 2
Coding region: 111-980 (289 amino acids)
Molecular function (GO): oxidoreductase activity
Source: RefSeq, a predicted model, not a curated record